ACCGCGGUGGCUGAGGCGGUUCCGCUGACUGCUGUGUACGCGGCGAGCGAGUCCCGGCGCGGCCCGCUCGGCUCCGCAGCGCCGCAGGCCCGGGCCCCGACCCCCGUGCGGCCCGAACAUGGACUCCGCAGGCCAAGAUAUCAACCUGAAUUCUCCUAACAAAGGUCUGCUGUCCGACUCCAUGACAGAUGUCCCUGUCGACACAACGGUGGCUGCCCAGACUCCUGCUGUUGAGGGUCUGACUGAGGCUGAGGAGGAGGAGCUUAGGGCUGAGCUUGCAAAGGUGGAAGAGGAAAUUGUCACUCUGCGCCAGGUCCUGGCAGCCAAGGAGAGGCACUGUGCAGAGCUGAAAAGGAAGCUGGGCCUCUCUGCCUUGGAGGGCCUGAAGCAGAACCUGUCCAGGAGCUGGCAUGACGUGCAGGUCUCUAACGCCUAUGUGAAAACUUCUGAGAAACUUGGAGAGUGGAAUGAGAAGGUGACCCAGUCAGACCUCUACAAGAAGACUCAAGAGACUCUCUCCCAGGCGGGACAGAAGACGUCGGCUGCCCUGUCCACCGUGGGCUCCGCCAUUAGCAGAAAGCUUGGGGACAUGAGGGCUCGUCCGUUCUCACACUCCUUUAGCAGCUCUUCACUCCGCCACUCGAUAAGUAUGCCGGCCAUGAGGAAUUCUGCCACCUUCAAGUCAUUUGAAGACCGAGUUGGGAACAUAAAGUUUCCCCAGUGACCGCGUUUCACAGUAGCACCACCGGAUAGGACAGUGAUACAGUCAUGGUGGAGAGUGGUGUCAUCCCCACAACGGUCCUUCCUGGGGCUCACCUUCUUCUAGCCCUGCCCCCACCACUGCUCAUCUUUUCUCCGUUUUGAUGACUUGUCAUUGCCAGAAUGUCCUAGGAUUGGAACCGUGUAGCGUGGAGCCUUUGAAGAUUUGCUCUUUCUACACAGCCUAAACCCCUAGAGAUACUGCCAGCCUGUUGCCCGUGUCGGGGAUUUGUUCCUCUUUAUCGCCCGUUGGUGUUGAUGUGGUGUAGACUUUGUAGAGAGCGGAACAGCUGGGGUUCCCAGCAAGGCCUAGGGCGUGCCAGCAUUGUGUGCUCUGUCUCAGGUUUUAUUAUUUUUUUUCUCGAUUUUUUUCUCCCCAUCUGUAGUCUAAGGUUGUAGGUGGCAGAGAGAAUGGCACUGAGAACCUGCCCUCCCUGACCGGGAGUGGCGCCAAGCCCCUGCCUGAUCACACGCCUUUCUAAGCCCAUCCCAGCUUUGCCCGGCCAUGGAGAAGUGCAAGCCCGCCCUCAUCGUCACAGCCGCGACGCUGUAGCGGAGCAGCCCAUCAGACCUCGGGUGGAUGCACCGAGCUGGCUUUGAGGAGGGUCCUGCCAUUCCCAUGUAGACGCGGCUGCUGUGUUCGCAUGAGUUCUACAGAACGCGGUCUUGUACACAGAUGCUUUCCACUGAAGUUGGUCGAUGCAGACCACUGUGCCGUCCUUCCUGGGGUGCAGGGAGUUGACAGGACAGUGGGCCCUUUGGCGGUCUUGUUAGUUCGCGAGAACGUGGAAGGAACGGGAGAGUGAUAAGCAUAAAAUAAGUGGUAUUUCCUCA
Molecule: messenger RNA, 1593 nt
Organism: Lontra canadensis (Northern American river otter)
Lineage: Eukaryota; Metazoa; Chordata; Mammalia; Carnivora; Mustelidae
Gene: TPD52L2
Product: TPD52 like 2
Exons: 9
Coding region: 119-724 (201 amino acids)
Biological process (GO): carbohydrate metabolic process
Cellular component (GO): cytoplasm
Source: RefSeq, a predicted model, not a curated record